AUGCGGUUCUUUCCAGUCUUCUUGUGCACUAUUAGUGGCGCCCUUGCCACUAGCCGCACCUCACCACCAAGUGGAAGUAUUACAGUGUGUUCCUCGGGGUGCAAUUAUUCUACUAUCCAAGCAGCAGUGAGCUCGAUUUCGACUUCGUCGACUUCGGCUCAUAGUAUUUUCAUCUAUAGUGGUACCUAUACCGAGCAGGUCACUAUUCCGGUUUUGUCUGGGAAGCUCACUAUUUACGGAUAUACAACUAAUACUGCAACCUAUGCCGACAAUGUGGUGAAUUUAGAGUGGGACUCUAGCCUGGCCAGCGGUGCUGCCAAUGAUGAGGAGACCGCCGCCCUCAUCAAUUUAUCUCCAAACGUAGCAGUAUACAACAUCAACAUCAAGAAUACCUACGGCGAAGGGAGCCAGGCAAUUGCCCUUUCUGCGUAUAACACCCAGCAGGGCUACUAUGGUGUCGGCCUCUACGGCUACCAGGAUACCCUUCUGGCCGAGACCGGCAAGCAGGUCUACGGCUAUUGCUACAUCCAAGGUGCCGUUGAUUUUAUCUUUGGACAACACGCUAGGAUAUGGGUCACCAAGAGCGAUAUCGGCGUCAGCGCUGGUGGCGGUUGCAUCACUGCUAACGGCCGCUCGAGCUCUUCGGAUGUGAGCUACUAUGUCAUCGACGAGUCCACAGUAGCCGCUGCCUCCGGUUUUACCGUCAAUGCUGAGACCGUCUAUCUCGGCCGGCCAUGGUCUGAAUAUGCCACUGUCUGUUUCCAGGGGACAUCGCUAUCCGAUAUCAUUAACCCAGCCGGCUGGUCCGAGUGGAGCACCAGCGAGCCUAACACGGAAGAUGUGACAUUCCAGGAAUAUGAUAAUACCGGUGCCGGAGCAAGUGGUACUCGUGCCAGUUUUUCGACCAAGUUGUCAUCGGCAAUUUCUAUCAGCACUAUCUUGGGGAGUGAUUACGCCGACUGGGUGGACACUUCUUAUGUCUGA
Molecule: messenger RNA, 984 nt
Organism: Penicillium lagena
Lineage: Eukaryota; Fungi; Ascomycota; Eurotiomycetes; Eurotiales; Aspergillaceae
Product: pectin methylesterase
Exons: 2
Coding region: 1-984 (327 amino acids)
Biological process (GO): cell wall modification
Molecular function (GO): pectinesterase activity
Source: RefSeq, a predicted model, not a curated record